This is a messenger RNA of Rhinolophus ferrumequinum (greater horseshoe bat), 2569 nucleotides long. It is a transcript of the gene OPALIN, whose product is annotated as oligodendrocytic myelin paranodal and inner loop protein. The record is from RefSeq and is a predicted model, not a curated record. The transcript has 6 exons. Gene Ontology annotation, cellular component: cell-cell contact zone; plasma membrane. Lineage: Eukaryota; Metazoa; Chordata; Mammalia; Chiroptera; Rhinolophidae. The coding region runs from base 139 to 567 and encodes 142 amino acids.
UGGAGCCACCUCUUGCCCUGUCACCCUUGCUCUCCCAGCUGGAUAUUCCUACAAAUGUGAGACACAAGCCAAUAACACCAGUGAGAAAGGAGCUCGCCGGGGGCAGUGUUUGGAGAAGGUUCUUGGGAGACUGUCAGAAUGAGUGUUUCACUGAACUUAACGCUGCCUGCCAACACGACUUCCUCCCCAGUUGUUACAGGUGGGAAAGAAGUUGACUGUGGGCCCUCUCUGGGACUGGCCGCAGGCAUCCCGUCCCUGGUGGCCACAGCUCUACUGGUGGCUUUACUCUUUACUCUGAUUCACCGAAGAAGAAGCAGCACUGAGUCCACCGAGGAAAGUGAGAGGCCAUGUGAAAUUACAGAAAUUGAUGACAAUCCCAAGAUAGCUGAGAUUCCUAGGAGGGUACCUACCCAUGGGACGAUUCGGAUGGGAGAAGAACAAGCUCACAUAUACGUGAAGACUGUAGCAGGAAGCGAGGAGCCCAUGCACGCCACUUACCACCCUCCUGUGGAAAUGGAGAGAAGGAGAGGACUGUGGUGGCUUAUGCCCAGACUGAGCCUGGAAUGACGCAGCUCAGUCAAGGAGCGGAGCUGGAGCCGGAGCAGCGCUGAAACACCAGGGUUUUGUGCUUGGCGUGAGGAGAGAUGGCAAGCUGCUUCUUACCCAAUCCAAAUUUCGUUGACAGAUCUGGAAAUCUAUUGGGUUGAUUUGUGUCUUUAGGGGACAGAGCCAAUAAGGUUCAUUCCAAAUCUCAGAUCUUGUGGUUUCAUAAGCAGUGCAGCACCAAGUGAGGUCACUAUGCAUCCAGAAGGAGCCCUUGGGUCCUGUUCCUGAUCCCAGUGAGAAUUUGCUUUACUUUGUGAUUUUGGGAAAAGGGCUUAAUUUCUGAGUGUCUUGUCUUCUGCUCUUUUUUCACAUCCCAUUUCUCAAAAAAGCCAUCAGACCUGGCUCCCAAGGGAAGGUUGGCCAAGGCCAGCAUGGUACAAGUUGGUGUAUAAAUGAAGCUUAAGAGGGAUGUGUGAGGGGAAGCAGUUCCUUAUUUCUGAAUAUCUCAGGAUAGAAAUCACGUGGAGCCACACAUGCCCUGACCACAGGGGUAGCACGUGGUUGGAUCAUUCAUCACCCCCACUUUUGUUUGUGAUCAGACAGUAUUUAAGGAAGACAAUUCUGCAAUGGUGUGUGUGUGUGUGUGUGUUGAGUGUAAAUAAUGUGGAGAGAAGGCAGAGGUUGUUUCAAAUGAUUAUUAGAAAUGAGAGCUGUGGAAGUGGGGAGAAAGGCCCAAGUCCUUGGCCUAUUACGUGGGAAAUCUCAUUAUCAGGAAGAGAGACCCAGAGGAUGCUGAGCACAUGAUCACCGGACCAAAGGGAUAGUCUGGGUAGCAGUGUGCCUGGCAUCUGUGGGAAGCCAUGGGCAGUGUCAGCCUGCUUGGGCCAGGCCUUCAUUAUCGCUUCUGUGAGGAGGCUUCCAGGAAUCCUGGUUCCCCCACCCAGAACCACUGUUUAUGAGUAGUUCAGGUCUCCUGGUGGGAGAAGUUGGGUCCAGGGCAUCUCAGAGUCCAUCUACCAGUUCCAUGCACCACCUCGACUUGCUGUGGAAAUGUUGCUUUUCCAGAUUGUUCAGAAACACCCCUCCCCUCUUUUCUUUAAAUAACCAAGAAUGGGUUCUAUAAACCCAAUCACUGCCAUAUGCCAACCCAUGCUUUUCAAAGUCUCUUGUGAAAUUUAGUUUUGUGCCAAGUCCCCUGGGUCCAGUCACGUUGACAAAACAGGUUUAGCCAUUUUUAAGCAGGUGUGCCCAGUGAUCUAGGUUCUUGUACUUCUCUUACAUUUUGGGAAAUACCUUGAAUUUGCCGAGAACAUGACUGUGGCCUUGGCCUCACUGCUUAUAGGUGCCAGCUCUCGGGCACAUUGUUGACCACUGGGAGCUUCAGUUCUGCACCUACAAAAUGGAGAUAGCAGUUCUCAUCCUCCUACCCCCAGGGCAGUUCUGAGGCUGAACUGAAAUGUGCAUGUGAAUAAGGCUUGGAGUCUAUAAUGUGUCGCUUGUAUUUUAGACGAUUUAUUUUAAUUCCACUUACAAUCCAUUGCUUAAAGUCUUUAUUUAAAAUUGUUUCUACUAAACUAGUAAGGUUCAGUAUUUCUGUCGUUUUUCUUGCCACAAUGCACAAGACCUUAUUUUGGAAUAAAGUGAAAAGUAAAAUGGUUGUUCUUAUGAACCUGCAACAUGUCUGUGGUUUUCCUUUGCCAAUAUUACAUGGCAUUGGCCCUGGCGUUGGAAUUAAGGUUAUUCCAGGGAUAUUUUUGGUGCUGGCACUGUCUCUGCGAGGCUGAUGUGGAGAUGUUCAGUCCUUCAUGGAGGGUGAUGAGGCAAAAAAGGGUUAAUAAAAGUGAGCCUGAAGGGGGACAGCCCAGGCCUGCAUCCCCAUGCCAGGAACCACCCAGGCUCAUCCGCCAGAAAUAAAUCAAGGGUGUCCAAACACUCCUAAAAAGAGGAGAUAAGACCCAACUGGUAUUAACUGGUUCCUCACAUAUGGGCAAACUGUUGAAACCUGUCCUUGAACAUUAUAAUA